AUAACCUUAAAAACCGUCGAGAUUGUCAUUAGUGUGAAGAAAGGUGGUCUCAAAUUUGUUGAAAAUCCUGAUUGUAAAUUACGUCCAAAAUGUCGACUAUCGACAAACUCCUCAUUCAGGGAAUCCGCAGUUUUGGGCCCCACAAGGGCGAUGAACAAGAGAUCAGCUUCACCUCGCCGCUGUCUCUCAUCGUGGGGGUGAAUGGGAGUGGCAAGACAACGAUUAUAGAGUGUCUGAAGUACGCCCUGACCGGAGAAAUGCCUCCCGGAUCGGAUAGAGGAGCCGGCUUUGUGCACGAUCCCAAGAUUGACCACUAUUCCGAGUGUCUGGGUCAAGUGAAGCUCCAGGUGCGCGACACCAAGGGAACGAAGCACAUUGUCACGCGUUCAAUGAAGUGCACGCAGAAGACAACGCGAGGAGUUACCAAGACCAGUUUCGAGACUGUUGACGUGAACAUCUUCUGUCCGGGAGUUGGGCAGAGCAAGGGAUCGCUCAGCAAGCGAGUGGCGGACAUGAAUGCUGAGAUGUGCGACAUAAUGGGCGUUUCCAAGGCGAUUCUCAACAAUGUGAUCUUCUGCCAUCAGGAGGACUCGAGCUGGCCGCUGGAUGAGCAGAAGCGAUUGAAGGAGAAGUUCGACGCCAUCUUCGACACCACGCAGUACAACAAGGUGAUUGACAAGUUCAUCAAGAUGCGCAAAAGCUACACCGAGCGCAUCACGAAGAAGACUGGCGAUCUGCGGCUGCUGGAGAGUCAUAAGUUGGACGCAGAGGCGAAGGUGAAGGACAUGGAGAGGCUGAGGGUGCGCGGCGGGAAGCUGUCCGAGAGUCUGGAGCAGUGCGCGAGAGAGAAGCAGCCGCUAGAGGAGCGCCUGGAGAAGAUUCUCAAGAUCGAGAUGGAGUACAGCAAGUUGCACUCAAAGCUGGUGGAGCUGCAGACGGAGCUGAAAAACAAGAAGGAGCACCGCGAGGCUCUGGCGAAGAAUAUCAAGGAGGAGUUCGAGGGUGGACUGGAAGUGCUCGAAGUGGAGAUUGUGAACUUUGAUCGGCGAAUGCAGGCGAAGAGAGAUGAGCUGAUGAAUUUGGAGACGCGCUGGGCGUCCGUGCGUGGCGAGGAGGAUGAACUGAAGAAGGGCAUCACGCAGAUUCAAAUCAACAGUCGACUCAUGAUGGAGAAGAUCACGCAGGAGCAGAAUUUGAGUGCCGACAGGGCGAGGAAUGCGAAGAAGCUGACGGAAAUGCUGAGAAUCGUCGUGACGCAGGAUCUGGAGAACUCCAAUGAGGCGGUGGAGGAGAUUCUGCCCAAGAUCGAUGAUGGGAUCCAUGCGAAGGGUGUGGCGACUGAGGAGAUGCACUCGAAGCACGAGCGGGCGGAGGAAGCCGCCCAGAAGGCCAUCGAUGAUCUGAGGAGUGGCAUUGCGAAGCUGGAGAGUGAGAUUGAGGGCAAGAAUCGCCAAAUGCAGGAGAAGAGGAGUGAUCAAGAGAAGAUUCAGCGGGAGAUUGAUGAUGUUGAGCGCUCUCAGGCGCAGCUGAAAGAUCUGGAAGUGGAGAUUGCCAGAGUGGCGAAGGAUCUUGAGAAUCUCAGGGAGAAAGUCAACGAGGAGGAGACGAAGAGGGAGAUUGAUGAGCUCAAGGCCACUUUGAGUGGGAAGCAGAAGAGCUUCGAUGAGUUGGAUGAGGAGAUUCACUUUCUCAGCACAAUUGCUUCCAGCGCGGCUGGCAUUGCGGCAAAGGAGAAGCAGCUGGAGGAGCGCGAGCAGGAGGCGAAGCGCAUCCGGAAUAAGCACGCGGAGGCUCUGAAGGAUUUCUUCCCUCAAGGCAUCACUGGCAACUUCCGCCGAAGUGUUACGGAGGUGCAAGAGAAACUCCAACGUGAGAUUCAGGAAAGCAAUGCGAAGAUCUUGACCGAGCAAAAGCGCGUGGCACAAUUGGAAGCCAACAGGAAGAGUCAAAUGGAAGAGCUGAAGCGUCUCCAAGCGGAAUUGACUGCAAGCGAAGAGGAGAUUUAUCAGCUGUGCCACACCACGCCUUAUGAGGAAGUUGUGAAGCGCCUGCGGGAGCAGAUUGACAAGAGUCAGCUGGAGCACGGCAGCCUCAAGUCAUCGGAGAGUCUGUACAAGAUCUACAUUGAGAAGAUGAAGGAGACGCCGUGCUGUCCGCUGUGUCACAAGGACAUGCAGUCCGACGAGGUGGAGAAUCUUAGUUCUGAGCUCAAGGAGGAGAUCCAGGGCAUUCCGAAGAAGGCAGACAAGACUGAUGUCCAACUGAAGCAGCUCAGGAAGAAGUAUGAUGCUCUGAUGGCUCUAAAGCCGGUUACAGAGAAGCUCGAGCGCCUCAGGCAGGAGAUUCCGGGCAAAGAGGAGGCGCUGAAGAGCACAGUGCAGACUCUGAGUGAGGUGAUAACUGCAAUUGAGGACCUGGAGAUGACCCUGCUGGAGCCUGAGGAGAAACUGAAGGUUGCCAGCAAUUUAGUGGGUGACAUGAGCAUUCUGGACGACGUCAUGCGCCUCACGAGUCGCCUGCAGAGCGAAUUGGAGUGUGCCAAGGAGAAACUGCCCUCGCGGACGCCCAAGUGGGACAUGGAAGAUGCUCAACUGGAGAAGUCUGCACUGUCUGCGGAGUUGAAGGAGACUCGCAAGCUGCUGGAGAGCAAGGAAUCCGUGCUACUGGAGCACAAGGAGCAGGUGAAUGGUCUCAGGGAGACGUCGAAUCGUCUGGAGCGCAGACAAAUAGAUCUGCAGAAGGGUGUGCAGGCGCUGUCGCAGCUCCGGACGCGCAUUGAGGAGUUGCGGACGCAAGUGGAGCAGCUUGGCGAGGAGAUUGGCGAGGCGAAGAGUCGCCUGGUGCCGCUGAAUCGUGACAUGGAGGUGAAGAAUGAGGCCAGACAGCGUCUCAAGGCGAAGAACAGAGAAUUGCUGGCGAAGGAGAAGGAGAUUCUGGACACGAUGAAGAGGAUCAAGGCUGAGAUUGCUACACAAUCGCGCGCCCUGAGGGAGAUUAAGCGAGAGAAUCUGCAGCAGAAGUUGGAGCAACUGCAGCGCGGGAAGAGUGAGUCGGAGAAGAGGCUGGCCAUUAUUCAGAAGGAUUUAGAUGAGCUGCAAAAGCAAGUGGAUGAGACGAAGACGGCGAUUGCGGUGCAGGAUGUGGACAAGAGACAGUUGCUGGAUAAUCGUGAGCUGAAGCGACUGCAGAGAGAUGAGGAGGAGCUUGAGAAGCGCUAUGCGGAGAUGAAGAGUGAUAUUGGCGGGCUAAAUAUCAAGAACAUGGCGAGGGAGAAGAGAGAUCUUCAGAUGAAGCAGGAGAAGAUCGUGCAGGAGAGCAGCAAGUUUGUGGGCCAGAAGUCGGAGCUCGAGGGUCAAAUUGAGCGGCUGGACAAGGAGUUGAGUGAGCCGCGGUACAAGGAUGCCGUGAAGAACCAUCGAUCGGCGAUGUACGAGCUUGUUGUGUUGAAGAAGACGGUGAACGACCUGAACCAGUACCGGAUGGCCGUGGAGUGGGCACUGAUCAAGUACCACUCGGAGAAGAUGGUGCGCAUCAACAUGCUGAUCAAGGAUCUGUGGAUGGAGAUCUACCGUGGCCACGAUAUCGACUUCAUUCAGAUCAAGACGGACGAAUCCGCCCUCACCGGAUCGGAUCGCAGGCGAUCGUACAACUAUCGCGUGGUGCAGGUGAAGAACGGCGUGGAGAUCGACAUGAGAGGGCGCUGCAGUGCUGGCCAGCGCGUGCUGGCCUCCAUCAUCAUCCGGAUCGCCCUGGCAGAGACAUUCAGUCUCAACUGCAACGUCCUGGCCUUGGACGAACCCACCACGAAUCUGGAUUACGCCAAUGUGGAGUCCCUGGGCGAAGCGCUCAGCCGACUCGUGGACAAGCGUGAGAUGCAGUCCAACUUCAUGCUGAUCAUCAUCACGCACGAUGAGACAUUCCUUCAAUCUCUCAGGAACUUCGACUACUUCUACCGCGUGAAGCAGGACAAGGGUAAGUCCGUGAUUGUCAAGCACAGGAGAGGCGACUGAAGUUCCUUCUUUUCACUUUAUUCAAAAC
This is a messenger RNA of Phlebotomus argentipes, 4038 nucleotides long. RefSeq names its product DNA repair protein RAD50 (gene rad50). The transcript has 5 exons. Lineage: Eukaryota; Metazoa; Arthropoda; Insecta; Diptera; Psychodidae. Gene Ontology annotation, cellular component: condensed nuclear chromosome; Mre11 complex; nucleus. The record is from RefSeq and is a predicted model, not a curated record. Gene Ontology annotation, molecular function: single-stranded telomeric DNA binding; double-stranded telomeric DNA binding; G-quadruplex DNA binding. Bases 90 to 4010 code for a protein of 1306 amino acids. Gene Ontology annotation, biological process: telomere maintenance via recombination; double-strand break repair; chromosome organization involved in meiotic cell cycle.